This is a messenger RNA of Amorphotheca resinae ATCC 22711, 1300 nucleotides long. RefSeq lists its product as hypothetical. NCBI's taxonomy places the organism in Eukaryota, Fungi, Ascomycota, Leotiomycetes, Helotiales, Amorphothecaceae. The record is from RefSeq and is a predicted model, not a curated record. The coding region runs from base 91 to 1170 and encodes 359 amino acids. The transcript is spliced from 3 exons.
CUACGUUAAAGUCUGCAGAUUAUCUGACUUAUAUUAAAAUUUCCAGAGGCAGGUUCACUGUCAAAGGUAUCUCUGAAAACCUCUGCCAGCAUGGCUGAAAGCCAAGAGACGCCUCAUCUUCGCUCAUACUGUUACGUGGGAGGAGAUUACCAUCAAACAGCACUAGGGCAUGUUAUGGAAGGCCAAAUGUAUGUUGAAAAGCUUACGCCAAGUUGUGGAUGCACAAGGCCCUAUCCCAUAAUCUUCAUCCAAGGCGGAGGCCAAUCCGGGACUAACUGGUUAAACAAGCCAGACGGUGGCAAUGGUUGGGCUUCCUGGUUUCUAGAGCAUGGCUACGAAGUCUACCUAAUCGACCACACAGCAACAGGUCGCUCACCAUUGAACCCGAAAAGCAACGUUUCCUACUCUGCUUUCCCAGCAGAGUACGUCCAACAACGCUUUACCGCAGUGCAGAACUUCUCUUUAUGGCCCCAAGCACACCUUCAUACUCAAUGGCCUGGCUCAGGCAUGAUAGGCGACCCAAUCUUCGACAAGUACUACACUUCCAUAAUCCCAGUCCCAACCAACCAGGCAUUCCAGGAGAUUAACAUGCGCAAUGCCUUGAUUGCACUCCUCGACAAAUCUGGCCCAGCGAUUGUCCUGACUCAUUCUACAGGCGGGCUCUACGGCUGGUCCAUUGCCGACGCCCGGCCUCGUCUCAUCAAAGCCCUCAUUCAAGUCGAGCCUAAAGGGCCCCCAUUCCGCGAAGCCAUUUUUUCGACCCGGUUCACCCGACCUUGGGGUCUAACUUCCAUCCCGUUAACGUACGACCCUGCACCUACGGACUCCACCGCGCCUCUAACCAUGAAAACAAUCCCAACCAGCGACGAGAGCAGGAUUGAUUGUAUCUUACAGGAAGAACCAGCAAAGCAGCUGACUAACCUAAGAGAGGUCCCGAUCUUGAUCGUAACGGCAGAGGCGAGUUAUCAUGCCACGUAUGAUCAUAGUUUCAAGUUGUUCUUGGAGCAGGCAGGCUGUGAGAAGGUGGAGCAUUUGAAGCUUAGUGAUAGGGAAAUCCAUGGGAAUGGACAUCUGAUGUUCUUGGAGAAGAAUAGUGAUGAGAUUGCGGGGAUCUUGGAGGCCUGGAUUUCUGGCACGGUUGGAAAGGGUGGAGAGGCUGAAGGUGAUUGAAUAUUCGGGCAUCCUGGAUGGGACAAGGUACAGAAAUUCUCGCUGGAAUAUUUAACAGCAUUCUUUGCGUAGCACUCCGAACCAGCACGCUGUACCAGAUCAAAGCAUCCCGUCUAUACCUUCUCCCCAC